Penicillium vulpinum is the source of this 1401-nucleotide messenger RNA. RefSeq names its product threonine aspartase 1. The transcript has 5 exons. Gene Ontology annotation, molecular function: threonine-type endopeptidase activity. Gene Ontology annotation, biological process: protein maturation. The record is from RefSeq and is a predicted model, not a curated record. The annotation marks the transcript as partial. NCBI's taxonomy places the organism in Eukaryota, Fungi, Ascomycota, Eurotiomycetes, Eurotiales, Aspergillaceae.
AUGUCGCAAACGACCGGGAACGAGGGCGUUUGUGCCAUCUUCAUUCAUGCCGGAGCGGGCUUCCACAGCCACGAGAAUGAGCACAAGCAUUUGAAGGCCUGUGAAGUCGCUGCGCUCAAGGCCAUGGCAUUCUUGAAGGGUGGUGGCACCGCCGUUGAUGCCGUUGAAGCAGCUCUGAUGGUGCUUGAAGAUAAUCCGAUUACAAAUGCAGGGUUUGGGAGCAACUUAAACGCAAAAGGUGUGGUCGAAGGCGAUGCCUCGAUUGUCGAUCAUCACGGCUUAAGUGGAGCGGUUGGAGCUGUGCCCAACAUUAGGAAUCCAAUCAUGCUUGCUCGGAAGAUUUAUGACAAGUCAAAUGUGCAGAUGGGCAUGUCAAGAGUGCCCCCGAACUUCUUGGUUGGAGAAGGUGCCAAGGACUUUGCAUGGGAGCAUGGCAUAGUGAUUAUGCCGGAGGAAGCCUUGAUAUCGCCCGUCGCUCUGGAACGCUAUCAGGUAUGGGCUUCAGAAGUCAAUGAUUAUGAACAUGAGACCCGCGGCGAAGAGAUGGAUCCCUGGGUUCGCCGGCCCAUAACUCCCCUCGACAUUCGCAUUGAACGUCUCGAGCAUGGUUCUGAAGCUGGAGCUCAUCCUGCCUGCAAUGUAGCGGACGAGGAAAUAAGAACUCUGCCCGAUCCAAGCCUUUUUGCCGAUGUGAAGGGGCGCCCGGUAGCAUCACUGGAGAAUCAAACUCAGAAAAAGGCCAAGCUCACGAAGUCACAUCUACCCGUGCAGCCUGUCUCAUCUCUGACCUCCUUUCGAGAUGGUAGCCCCGAUGCUGCCGAAAUCGAACAAGAUGGGGAGGACUCGAUCACAGACACUGUUGGCGCGAUUGCCAUUGACAAGUAUGGAAAUAUUGCAGCAGGAUCUUCUUCGGGGGGCAUUGGCAUGAAGCACCGAGGUCGAAUCGGACCUGCGGCCCUAAUUGGCAUUGGCACCCAUGUUAUUCCACAAGACCCGACUGAUCCAGAUGGAACCACAUGCGCAGUCGUUACAUCUGGGACUGGAGAGCUCAUCGCCUCAACACUAGCGGCAAGUACAUGCGCGCAAAGGAUGUAUUACAGUCAGAAGAUGGGCGACAACGGUGUUUUUACCCAGGUCAUGGAGGAAGAAGCUCUCACAGGAUGGAUGAAAAGGGAGUUUAAUGAACACACUGCUGUGAGUAACAGCAUUCUCUUUGGAGCCCUCGGCGUGCUCAUUGUGAAGAAAAAUAAUUCUGGUAUUGAACUCUACUUUGCUCACAAUACCGACUCUUUCGCCAUUGCAUCUAUGUCCAGUAAUGCAAAAAGACCAUCUUGUCUAAUGUCGCGAGGCUCGCGUGGAACCAUUGCCCAGGGAGGUUGCCGAAUCAAGUUUCCAAGUCAU